AUGGCCUCUGUUGUAUAUGAUGGUGUUGGGGGUGGAGGAGUCCUUUUUGAAAGAAUGAAAUUCUUUAUCCUUCAGCGAGUUCCUAUGCGCUCAAGAUGGGUGGAGAUAAUUCGAUCAAACGGGGGUGAAGUCGAAAAAAUCGAAAAGAAUGCCGAGAUUAUAAUUGCAGAUGGUGCGCGAAAAGAUGCGCCGCCGGGAUCUAUUUCAUGGAAGUUUAUUGAAGCAUCUGCGAAGGCUGGAAAAUUGGUAGACAUGGAGGAAUAUCGAUGUGGUGCACCAGAACGAACAUUUGCACAACCUGCGAAAUCUACGCGCACACCUUUUACACCUGAGGAUGAUCGAAUAUUGACCCAAUGGGUCUUGGAGGGAGAGCGUCUGGGACGAUCUACGAAGGGUAACCAAUUAUACAUUGAAUUAGCAGAACGAUAUCCUCAUCACACAUAUCAAUCUUGGCUAGAUCAUUGGAAGAGACAUCUUCUGCCCAGUUAUGAGGCAGGGAAUUUACAUUAUGAGCGCGAUGGCAAUUUACCAUGUCCCAGUAGGGAACCGAAAAAUACUGGAAAGGGGCUAGCUAAGCCUCUUGCAUCAAGAGUUUCUCAAGAACGCGCAAAAUCUGCGGCGUCGAGUGGAACAGUCCUGGUUCCUGCCUCGUCAGCUCCGUCAAAGCACCCAAGCUCUCGACCGCCGCCUCAACCACCUCGACCAAUAGUUUCAAGAGCCUCAUCUCCCGAGGUAGAGAUAGAAAAAGUUGUGACUGGAGGACUUUUUACAAAGGAGGAUGACGAUCUUUUACGAGAUGAAUUUGAGGCUAUUUGCAACAUAGAUCCAUCUAAAGAAAUUGAGGCUUGGGAGUUGUGGACUGAAGAGAAUGGACGUCAUCCUGCUCAAGAAUGGCGAAACUAUUUCCAUGAAUACUUUCGCCCCCGAGAAAUGAAGAAUAGGAAAAAGAAGACAGAGACAACUGUUAAGUCUGUAUCAUCUUCAUCGAUUCGGCAAGUUUCUGAUCCCCCAAGUGGUAGAAGUACCAAAAUUUCCACGCAAACGAAUAAUUCUACCAACAAGCCGGACAGAAUCUCAGUAAAAACUACUGCCAGAAGCUCAGCUACGUCUCACAAUACAGAAUCAAGAGUUGAUCCAAAGUCAAAGACACCUGAAGUCUCAACACGAACAAAGCAUUCUACUCACAAGCAGAAGAAAACCUCACCAGAAAUUGUCGUUGAAAGGUCGGUUAAGUCCUCUGGCAACGCUGAACCAAGAGGCAAGUCAAAAUUAAGCACACCGGAAGUAACCGCAAAAACGAAGCACUCUACGCCCCGGAUUGAAGAAGCCUUGGUAACAGCCACUGGUCGAAGUUCUGUUACACCUUCUCGCAAUGCUAAACCAAAAGUCGAUCAAGAACCAAAGGCACCAGAGGCAGCACCGUGGGAGAUUGAUUUGGAACAAAGGCCUUUUAUGAAUUCGCUGACGACCGAAGAGGACUACUUCACGCUAACACUAAAACAAUUCUGUGAAGAGGAUGAAGAAGAACCAAUUUUUAGUCCCAUGAUUCGUGGAAAACAGAUUUCUCUCUUCAGGCUGUGGCAAAUCGUUAUAAUAUUUGGCGGCUUUGAAACGAUAAACGCCGAAGAUCGGUGGCACGAGGUGGCUGAUAAAUUAGGCUUCCCUAUUGCAAACCGUUCCGAGGCUGCGCAAGAUUUGAAGAGCUGUUAUGACGAAAUUCUAUCUGAAUUUGAAAGAGUCGUAACCGAAGAAGAGAAUGAUCCGCAGAGUAUCCUUAUGUUCGCGGGCUCGCAAGAUGAGACUUUGAUAGCCUCACAGCUUGCUGAUACAACUAUACGCAGUGUUCAAAGACCUUCUGAUCACGGAAGGGAUGUAGAGGAUGACGAUGAAGUCAUAGAACUACCACCAUUGAAAAAUUCUAGGCAGUUUUCAACCAUGUCAACCAAGAAGCGCGCGAUUGAAUCUGAUGGAUUAUCCAUUCAUAGCGGAUCUUCAGCAGUCAACUCUAAGCGUCAAGCUAAACGUGUUAGGAUUGAUAAGGGUAAAGGUAAAGAGGUAGAGAUUCCAUCGACCCCAGAACAUAUUUUCAAUGCUACACAACCACCCCGUCGUAUAUCGCCACUGAAAUUUCAAAUCAACGAGAAUAAUAAUGGUGGUAGCAGUGAGGAUGGUAGCGAUCGUGAAGAUCGAGAAAAACCCCUUCGUAUUCAACAAAAAAAACCACGAGAUUUAGUUCGGAAAGCUUCAGCAAAAAGCCUCACAGUUGAGCCAGAGACGCAAGACUUCUAUUACCCAGACAUUGACGAUCAAGCACCACCAGUAUCUUCAACUCCAGUCCGGAGGAAAAGGACCCCAGGUUCCAUUAUUGACUUAUCUCGAGAUUCAUCUACAGAAUCGGAAGCGGAAGCAGAAGAAGAAGCAGAUUCACAAGACAUCGUUGAUAUUGAGCUCGCUAAAUAUAUUGCCCUUGGCUAUCCCGAAGAUAUUAUCUAUGACGCUCUAAUGGCGUCAACUUAUGACUUUGAUAUUGCAAGUCCAGUCAUGAACCAAAUGCAAAUGGGACACGGGAUACCGGAUGAUUUAGCAGGAGUCUGGACUCAAAGGGACGAUGAUGCAUUGAAGAAGAAGAAAGGAAAAGAAUACGAGAGAAUCAGAGAAAAACAUGGUGAUGAGAGAAUUCAUGCGAGGAUUAAGUUCCUGAGAAAUCUUAGCGAGAUUGAUCAAUGA
Botrytis porri is the source of this 2727-nucleotide messenger RNA. RefSeq lists its product as uncharacterized. The coding region runs from base 1 to 2727 and encodes 908 amino acids. Gene Ontology annotation, biological process: regulation of DNA-templated transcription; telomere maintenance via telomere lengthening. The transcript is spliced from 4 exons. Gene Ontology annotation, cellular component: shelterin complex. Gene Ontology annotation, molecular function: telomeric repeat DNA binding. The record is from RefSeq and is a predicted model, not a curated record. NCBI's taxonomy places the organism in Eukaryota, Fungi, Ascomycota, Leotiomycetes, Helotiales, Sclerotiniaceae.